Molecule: messenger RNA, 204 nt
Organism: Strongyloides ratti
Lineage: Eukaryota; Metazoa; Nematoda; Chromadorea; Rhabditida; Strongyloididae
Exons: 1
Coding region: 1-204 (67 amino acids)
Source: RefSeq, a predicted model, not a curated record
AUGACAUCAAGAGGAUCUCAAGAAGAUAGUAAUGUUAUAAAUCCUAAUGAAAAUGUUUCCAAUAGUCCAGAACAAAUGAAAGGUAUUAAAAAAAAGACAAAUAGUAAAUCACCAUGUACCAAUUCAACAAAUUCAGAUAUUACAAAUUCAGAUGAAUUAGACAAGACUCAAAAAAGUGAAACUUCAGUAUCAGCAAAAAAAUAG